Molecule: messenger RNA, 3484 nt
Organism: Mangifera indica (mango)
Lineage: Eukaryota; Viridiplantae; Streptophyta; Magnoliopsida; Sapindales; Anacardiaceae
Product: pentatricopeptide repeat-containing protein At2g17140
Exons: 3
Coding region: 108-2738 (876 amino acids)
Molecular function (GO): protein binding
Source: RefSeq, a predicted model, not a curated record
GUGACCGUUAGAAAGGUAUCAUGUGCAAUGUCUCUCUCCCGCCGCCAACGGACAAAACUAAUAUUUGAAGUUUCGAAACGUGGAGUCAAACACUUCUUGUGCCUUCAAUGGAGCAAGGCACCAAACUAACAAAAGCUCUGUUCAAAAACACCAACAAUCCGAAAUUAGCAUGGCAACUAUUUAAGCGUAUUCUUUCGUCACCCACCACCGACCUCCCUCUUAACUCCAUUUCCGCCAUUGCCCACAUCCUCAUUUCCUCAAAAAUGUUUGAAGAACUCGACACUCUUCACAAUCUCCUCCUCGCUUUAAAACCCCAAGAAACUUCUCGUUCUUCCCUUAUUUCACUUAUCAAAAUCCUGGCUAGAUUUGAUUUGUUCGAUAAAGCUUAUUCGCAAUUCAAAACGAUAAGAAGUCAUUUCCCCGAAAACCCGCCUUCUAUCUAUUUGUAUAAUGUUCUUUUCGAGGGUUGUAUUCGAAAAAGACGUGUAGAUUGUCUGUUGUGGUUGUAUAAAGAUAUGGUUGUUGCUAGGGUUUCUCCAGAGACUUUCACUUUUAAUCUCUUGAUUCGUGCGCUUUGUGAUUCAGGUCAUUUGAAGGAAGCGAGAGAGUUGUUUGAUAAAAUGUCUGAGAAGGGCUGUAGACCUAAUGAGUUUAGUUUUUCGAUUUUGGUUCGUGGUUAUUGUAGAGCUGGGUUUGUUAGUGAGGGUUUGGAGGUUUUGGAUUUGAUGAGGGUUUUAGGGGUUUCUCCGAGUAGUGUUGUGUAUAAUACUUUGAUUUCAAGUUUUUGUAGGGAUGGUAAGACUGAUGAUGCUGAAAAACUGGUUGAGAAGAUGAGAGAGGAUGGCUUGUUUCCAGAUGUUGUGACUUUCAAUUCUAGGAUAUCAGCUCUUUGUAGGGCAGGAAAGAUUCUUGAAGCUUCUAGGAUAUUCAGAGAUAUGCAGAUAGAUGAAGAGUUAGGACUACCACGGCCUAAUUCUGUAACAUAUAAUUUAAUGCUUGAAGGAUUCUGCAAGGAAGGAAUGCUGGAGGAAGCUAAGACCCUGGUUGAGACCAUUAUGAAAAAUGAUGGUUUAUUGAACUUGGAGAGUUAUAAUAUUUGGCUGAAAGGUCUUGUUGGGAAUCGGAAGCUUUUAGAUGCGGAAGUAGUUCUUAAAGAGAUGGUACAAAAUGGAGUAGAACCUAAUAUAUAUACAUAUAACAUAUUGAUGGAUGGGCUAUGCAAGAAUAAAAUGCUCUUUGAUGCAAGGAUGGUUAUGGGUUUAAUGAGAAGCAGUGGUGUUUUCCCAGAUACAGUAACGUAUAGCACUUUACUCCAUGGAUACUGCUGUAGUGGGAACGUACUUGAGGCCAACAGAGUUCUGCGUGAGAUGAUAAGGAAUGACUGUUUUCCUACCACUUAUACAUGCAACAUUCUGCUGUAUAGUCUUUAUAUUAAGGGGCAGAUAUCAGAAGCUGAGGACUUGCUGCAAAAAAUGAAUGAAAGAGGUUAUGAUUUUGAUACGGUGACCUGCAAUAUUGUCAUUCAUGGUCUAUGUACUGGAGGAAAACUGGACAGAGCAAUUGAGAUUGUAAGUGAGAUGUGGAAUCAUGGAAGUGCUGCUCUUGGUAACUUAGGGAAUUCAUUUAUUGGCCUAGUUGAUGAUAGUAAUAACAGGAAGAAAUGCUUGCCUGAUUUGAUUACAUAUUCAACCAUAAUUAGUGGUUUAUGCAAUGCUGGAAGGCUUGACGAUGCUAAAAAGAAGUUUAUUGAGAUGAUGGGGAAAAAUUUGCAACCUGAUUCGGUGAUUUAUGAUACUUUUAUACAUAGGUUCUGUAAAGAGGGAAAGAUAUCAUCUGCAUUUCGUGUACUUAAAGACAUGGAGAAAAGAGGUUGCAAUAAGAGCUUACAAACUUAUAAUUCAUUGAUCCUUGGAUUAGGAAGUAAGAAUCAAAUAUUUGAAAUUUAUGGAUUGAUAGAUGAGAUGACAGAAAGAGGAGUUUCUCCUAAUGUUUGCACUUAUAAUAGUAUAAUUAGAUGUCUCUGUGAAGGGGAUAAAAUAGAAGAGGCCACUUCCUGUUUAGAAGAAAUGCUGCAAAAGGGUAUACCUCCUAAUAUUUCUUCUUUCAAAAUGCUAAUAAGAGCCUUCUGUAAAGCAAAUGAUUUUAGAGUAGCACAGGAGGCAUUUGAGACUGCUCUGAGUGUAUGUGGCCAUAAAGAAGGCCUGUAUAGUUUUAUGUUCAAUGAGUUGCUUCUUGCAGGGGAAAUCACCUCUGCUAGAGAGUUAUUUGAAGCGUCAUUGGAUAGAUCUUUUGAUUUGGGAAACUUCCCAUACAAAGAUCUCAUUGACAGACUUGCUAAGGAUGAUAAGUUAGAAAUAGCUAGUGGCAUCCUUCAUAAGAUGAUAGAUAAAGGAUAUGGGUUUGAUCCUGCUUCAUUCAUGCCUGUAAUUGAUGCUUUGGGUAAAAGGGGAAACAAGCAUGAGGCUGAUGUACUUGCAGAGAGGAUGAUGGAGAUGGCUACAGACAGUAAGGUGGCAGAUAAGGUUAAUCGAAGUACCAGGGAAUUAGCUGACAGAAAAGAUAAUAAGUAUGGUGGAAGUGAUUGGCAGAAAAUCCUGUACAGAGGUGAUGGCAGUGGCAUUGCAUUGAAAACUCUUAGGCGAGUGCUGAAGGGCUGGGGUCAAGGAGGCUUAACAAGUUUCCAUCCCCAGAAAUACGAAUUCCUUGAUUAUUGGGAUGGUGGUAAUGGAGUUUCAUGAUUCCUCCAGAUCUGUGUUCAUGAUUUGCUCUCUGUUGGGAGGACUAAAUGAAGGCCAAGAUCAAUGAUGAUUUGUUAGAACUUAGUUCAGUACUUCUUGAUGUGCUCAGUGUGGCUUGGGGAAGAUCUGGUAAUCAAGUCAAAGUUCACUUAUUAUACUGCUAUACUUUUUUGUGUAAUUGGGAUAACACUGAAGAUAUAUACUACACUACUGCAGAAAUCGACCAAAUGUCAGUUUGUGGAUUUAGGCAAACAGAAUAUGACCUAAAAUCUAGAAUAGCUUAUAGAAUUUCCAAGUAAAUAGAAAAUACCUGAAGCUUCUUUCUACCUUCUGCUGUUUUCCCUCACCGAGUUUCAACAUUCUGUAGUUUGAUCUGGCUUCAGUGUUAUUAUGGCCUACUUAAAGCGAUGUGCAGGGACAUGAUUCCACUUCUUAUUAUUAGGAUCUUUUCCAGGUUUUCAGCAGGAGGCUAGCUCCCUGGAAGCAAGAUGCUGUCCCACUUAAAUGGCACUUAAAGUUGGUGUUGAAACUUUAUGAAGUAUAUUUUCCAGGUUCCCUGUAAUGGUGUUUGUUCCUGAUAUUAUAGUGAUUAAUAUCCCAAUAAAGCUUUAUACUUGAUUUGGUCCCAUCAUCCCCACCCCAUGUUAUUCCUUCUUUCACUAUUGUUUCGGAAUGGAUAGUAGGCUCUCUUGUUGUGUUUGGUCACCAUUUAUGCUAUUCAAAACAACAAAUAAUAGCUUCUUUCA